ACCGAGGAUGGCGGGCUCGGGCUUUCCUCGGUGCAGGCCGCGGCCUUGAGGGAGGUGCCCGCGCUAGUUCUCCCCAUCCUCUGAGCUCGCCGUGACGGGGGCUUGCCAGAAUCACUUCCGGAUCCCACGGGUACGACACAGGAAGCCGGAAGUGCAGGUUUCGGCUGCGGGAGAAGGGAAGGGCGACCGCUGAACCGGGACUUUGUUGGCGCGCAGGGGAUCUAGGAGGGCUCGCGGCCCGCAGCUCCAGCCCUUCUCACGUCGGACCGACUCUGCUGACAGACUGUGCCGUGGUGGAUGAGCAGGCAUCUCCGGAAGAAUCCGCUUUGUGAGAUGGUGCAGCCCAGUGGUGGUCCAGUGGGGGACCAGGACAUGCUGGCUGAAGAGUCUUCUCUGGGGAAGCCAGCCAUGCUUCACCUGCCUUCAGAGCAGGGUGCUUCCGAGCCCCUCCAGCGCUGUCUGGAGGAGAAUCAGGAGCUCCGAGAUGCCAUCCGGCAGAGCAACCAGAUGCUCCGGGAGCGCUGUGAGGAGCUGGUGCAUUUCCAGGUCAGCCAGAGAGAGGAGAAGGAGUUCCUCAUGCAGAAGUUCCAGAAGGCCCGGAAGCUGGUAGAGAAACUGAGCCUGGAGAAGCUUGAGCUGAAGAGGCAGAGGGAGCAGGCCCUGCAGGAGGUGGAGCACCUGAAGAGAUGCCAGCAGCAGAUGGCUGAGGACAAGGCCUCGGUGAAAGCCCAGGUGACGUCCCUGCUGGGGGAGCUCCAGGAGAGCCAGAGCCGCUUAGAGGCUGCCAACAAGGACCGGCAGGCUUUGGAAGGCAGGGCCCGGGCGGCCAGCGAGCAGGCCCGGCAGCUGGAGAGCGAGCGGGAAGCGCUGCAGCAGCAGCACAGUGUGCAGGUGGACCAGCUGCGCAUGCAGAGCCAGAGCGUGGAGGCCGCGCUGCGCAUGGAGCGCCAGGCCGCCUCCGAGGAGAAGCGGAAGCUGGCCCAGUUACAAGUGGCUUAUCACCAGCUCUUCCAAGACUAUGACAAUCACAUCAAGAGCAGCAUGGCCAGCAGUGAGCGAAACCGAGGCAUCCAGCUGGAAGAUCUGAAGCAGCAGCUGCAGCAGGCCGAGGAGGCCCUGGUGGCCAAGCAGGAGCUGAUCGACAAGCUGAAGGAGGAGGCGGAGCAGCACAAGACAGUGAUGGAGACCGUCCCGGUGCUUAGGGCCCAGGCGGAUAUCUAUAAAGCGGACUUUCAGGCUGAGAGGCAGGCCCGGGAGAAGCUGGCCGAGAAGAAGGAGCUGCUGCAGGAGCAGCUGGAGCAGCUGCAGAGGGAGUACAGCAAGCUGAAGAUCAGCUCACAGGAGUCAGCCAGGGCUCUGAUUGAGGAUAUGCGGAAGCGGCACGUCGAGGGCUCCCAGCCGCCUUUGCCCCCUGCCCCAGCUCAUCACUCCUUUCACCUGGCCCUGCUCAGCCAGAGGAGGAGCCCCCCCGAAGAGCCACCUGAUUUCUGUUGUCCCAAGUGCCAGUACCAGGCUCCGGAUAUCGAUACCCUGCAGAUACACGUCAUGGAGUGCAUCGAGUAGGGCUGGUGAACACAGGGCCACCUGUGGGUGACCAGACCAGGACAGUGUAAUCCGUGCUUUCCUCUUCCACCUGCCUGCUCCGGAAUGAAGGGCUAGUGCACAGAGUGGGCUGUUGCUUCAAGCCCCGAGAGCCAGCUUCUGCUGCAGCUCUUCGGGGAUUGCUGCUGUUUUUCCCCCUUUAGGGCACAUCACGCCCGGGGUAGGCCUGAUGCGCUGCCCUUCGUGUUCCAUCCUGUCUGCUUGAACCGCUUGCCACUGGGGCUAAUCCCUCUUCUUCCACUCCACCCCCGCCCCCCGCCGCCAGGGACAUCAGGAAUUAAGGCUCUUCCUCCCACCAGCCAGCUAACUCACCUUGCCUUAAACUCCAGGGGUAUCACAGCCGUGCUCAUUCUCGUGUUUGGUGCACAGUGUUCUGUCUUGUGGCCCCACCGUGGGGUAUUUAACCAGUCUGUUAUUCGUGCACCUUUGGGCUGUUUCCAGCCUUUUGGUUGCCAGAAAUCGUGCCCCAGUGAAAAUCCUGUGCCUUUGGGAUUGCCUCUUAGAAGAGGGCUGCCAGCUUCGGUGAAGGCGGUAGGUGGUGCUCGAGCAGGCGAGGACCUGUUUUUCCACAGCCUUGCCAAGAGGGGGUGUGUGGUCACUUCUUUGGGUUUUUCCCAUCCGCUAGGUGUGCUGUUCUCGAGUUACUAGUGAGCUUGAGCAUCUUUUCGGAGGUUUAAGGGCCUGUUCCCGGCUUUUGUUCCUUGUGUUUUAGGAGCUGUUUGUUUAGUAGCGGGAUUAGCUUUUGCUUGUGACGGAAGUUGCAAAUGUCUUUUCCCGGUUUUGAUUUUGCUACUAGUGUCUUUUGUUCGUAUGUCACCCCACAUAGCAGUCAUUUGUUUUCAUCGCUUUGGAUUCUGAGUUGUGACGGCGUCACGGUCCGACGGAAGGAAGCUUCACACACGUAGCUUUCUCGUUUUCCUUUUUCUGACAUCCGAGUGUGGCCUUAUCUUGGGCCCGUCCAAGAGGGUUGCUGCCCCGUGUGAGCCAUGCUGGCUGUGCUGCCUCAGGUCCUGGAAGCUUGGGAUGCUGCUCCUUGCACCAGCUGCGAAUGUCCUGGCCUUGGAGUGGAAGCCAUUUGGCAACGGUUGUCAGAUGGUGAACAGCAAAGGCAGAGUUAGGAGCAUUUCCUAGGAUGUCAAAGCCAUGGGCGUUAACCCGUUGUGGGCCGCACGUUAGAAUCAUCCAGGGAACAUUCACAAAACACCGGGGCCUGUCCCCUUCCCCUAGACCAGUUGAGUUGGAAACUCUGGGGCAGGCGGGACCAGGCCUUGGUUGAGCACCGCUGCUCUUUUGAACGUUCCCUUCCAGGAGGCUCUGCUGCCCACCCCCUUCCUUCUGUUGCCCUCUGGAUGAUCUCUGUGUAGGGUUCACCAUAGACUAGAUGGUAAGGAUUUUAAACUUUUCCAUUAGCCCGGAAGGAGGGGUCUGGUUUCUUCCUUUCCUGCUUUACUUAGGUUGAGUUUCCAGAACAACUGGUUGGAUUCCUCCCAUGAGGGGACCCAGCGCACCUGCCUUACUAGUUGUGACCCCUGAUCUUCAUGACCAGGGUUUGGGAGGUAGAGAGAUCAAGCACACCCCACCUGAAACCUCUGUGGCUCCCUUGGCUUACACAUGCACCCCACUUGUCUGCGGCACCUCCCUGCUGUUCGAGGCACAAGAGAAAUCCAAAUGACCAGUAAGCACAAGAAAGCAUGUCACUCUCACGAGGAGCUAAAACAAUGCAAACCCACACAGGAAGUAAAAAGCAAUGUUAAAAUAGCAACACAUCAAGAACAAGGUGCAGGGGAUGGACCUUGCUGUGUCCCCCUUCAGUGGAGGCGGGUUUGGCCACGUGGAGCAAGAGACUCAGAAAGCGUCCUCAGUCCUCUCAACGCCGAGAGACAGUCGGAUACACACGAUGACUUGGAGGUGCUCGCCACACCAUUAUUUGGAGCAGCCACCAUUGUGAGCGUCUCGUUACCCGGGCACACGCUUUGCAGUAUGUUGAGUGAAAACUGUGUGUAAAGUCUGACCCCAAUUUUGUAUAUACCUAGCUAUGUAGAAAAGUGAAAGCUGUAUGAACGUACACUGCUAACAUUUGGAUGCGUGUGGUGGUGGGAGUACCAGUAAUUUAAAGUUUUCCUUACGUGUUUAUGUAUUUUCUAAGUGCCUGUAAUUCGCAUGUCUUUUACACAUAGACAAAAUCUGUUACUGCAGGGUCUGCCUGGUGGUAAAGCGGCUCUGAGGUUUCAUCUGUGCCAGUCGCUGGGAAAGAGUUCAGUGUUGAUACCACUGUAUGUCAGAGAAUAGCACGAGGGACUGGCCAGACGCUUCCCGUGCGUAACCCUGUCGGACAGGAGGCCUGAAACACAGCAAUGAGGCUUUUUUCUUUUACAUAAAAAAGUGCGCCUGCAGCACCACCCUGCAUUCUCAACAGGAGGCCUUUAGAUAUCGGCAGACCACUGACACGCCGGCAGGGCGACGUCUGCGCUGGCUUUUCUGGCUGAGGACCAGGUGGAAAGGGAAGGACUGCUGACGGGUUCCUCCAGCAUAGCUUUGCCAAAGGGCACAGAGUGCCGUGGGAAAUCCUGUGGGGAGGGGACUGGAAGGGCCGGAGGUGACUUUACCUUUCCGGGUCUCAUUUUCCUCAUUGGUAAACCGGGGACAUCUACCUUUUGUUCAUCUACGAGAGGUGCCUGUGAGGUGUGCCUGGCACGUCGCCAGCGUUCAGUAAAUGGGUUUGAGAAACAAAAGAAACAAGUCUCCUCCCUUCAGUUUAGCACGGUUCCGGGGAGCUUGGGGCUGAGCAAAGCAAAACAUAUGGCCACGAGAUGGCACUGUUGCACCACAAACGUAGGGCUGACACGGACCGGUUUGCACGCGGUGGGGGGCAGUGCCACCAAAGGCUAGUGGUGGUGGGGAGGAGGGGCACAAGAAGGGGAAGAGGGUAAGGGAACCCCCAGAGGAGAGGGGAAGUGGAGAGGGCUUGUCUAGGUCGUCUUGCUCAGCAGUGAGGUGGGGAGUCUCGGUCAGAGUGCUCAUACGGACAGCAGGGGCUUGGGGUCUGUAGACCUAUAGGGUUGAUCUUGGCUAGGGCUGGCAGAUUGUCUCUCAGAGCCUCCAGAAGGAACCAGCCCUGCCAACACCUUGAUUUCGGACUUCUGGCCUCCAGAACGGUGGGAGAAGAGAGUUCUGUUGUUUUACGCUGUGCAAGUAUGUGGUGCUUUGUUAUGGCCGUCAUAGGAAGCUAAUGCAGUUGUGAGCGGCAUGGUGAUAUGAUCUGACUUACACUUUUUAAAUUGGCCAGGUCCAUUUUACUGUUUUUUUUUUUCUUUUUGUGGUUCAUGUACUGUAUCCCCUAUGUGAAAUCUUUGCCUACCCAAAGGUCACAAAGAUUUUUCUGCUAUGAUUUCUUAAAAGUUUAUAGUUUUAGCUCUUACAUAUAGGUCUACAACCAUUUGAACGUAAUCUUUGUGUACGGCAGGAGGUCAGUGGCAACGUUGUCGAACGUCAGUGGAAAAUGUAUGAGUGGGUCUACUUCUGGACUUGCAGUGCUGUUACGUGGAUCUGUAUGUCUACUCUCACACCACUUCCACAGCGUCUUUAUUAGUACUGUAGAUUCAUAGUAAGUCUUGAAAUCGGGCCACAUUAGUCCUUUAAUUUUGUUCUUAUUCAACAUUAUUUUGGCUAUUGCAGGUUUUAUGUAUUUCCAUAUGAAUUUUAGAGUCAGCUAGUCAGUUUCUACAAAAUGCCUGCUGGAGUUUUGAUUGAAUCUGUAAAUCAGCGUGGGAAGAGCUGACAUCUUAGCAGUGUCGAGCGUUCCGGUCAUGUUCAUUGAUGAACACGGUCUGCGUCUGCAUCUGUUAGGUUCUCUUCAGCGUCUCUCUCAUCAGUGUUUCAUAGUUUCCAUGUACAGUGUCUUGAACAAAUUUGCUUAAAUUUAUUCCGAAGUAUUUAAGUUUUUGCUGCUAUUGUAAAUGGUAUUAAAAAUAUGAUCCAGUUGAUCCUUGCUAGUAUAUGUACGAUGAACUUUUUAAUUGACUUUGUAUUUUGAGAUUGUACUAAACUCCCUUAUUAGUUUUAGUGAUUUUUCAUAGAUUCAUUAGGUUUUUUUAUGUGUAUGAUGAUGUUGUCUUAACUGAAGCAAUUUUAAUUCUUCAUUUCCUGUAUCUGUCUUUUUAUUUCUUGUCUGAUUUCAGUAGCUAUUCAGUGAUAUUCAGUGACAGGUUCACUGUUGAAGAGAAGUGCUGAGGUGGAUAUACAUACCUUGUUUCUGAUCUCACAGGGAAAGCAUUCUGUUCAACAUUAAGUAUGAUGUUGGUUAUAGGUUUGCAUAGAAACCCUUUGUCAGGUUGAGGAAGUUCCCUUCUUUUCCUAAUUUGCUGAGUUUUUUUUUUUAAUCAUGAACUGGUUUUGAAUUGUGUCAGAUGUGCUUUUUUUUGCAUCUAUUGAGAUAAUAUGGAUUGUCUCUUUUAUUCUGUUAAUAUGGUGAAAUUGCACUGAUUGAUUUUGUAUGUUAAACCAACCUUGCAUUUCUAGGAUAAAACCUACUUAUUACCUAUUAAUAUAUUGUUUAACUUGAUUUAUACUUUUUUUCUUAAAGAUGUAUGUGUCUAUUCUCAUGAGGGAUUUUGGUCUGUGGUUCUCUUUUUGGUGAUCUCUCUUUGUCUGAUUUUCAUUUCAGAGUAAUAUUAUUCCCAUUUCUCUAUUUUCUAAAAAAAAUUGUGAGACCUGCAUAAUUUCUUCCUUAAGUGUUUGAUAGAAAUAGCAAACCAAACCACCUGGCCUGGAGUUUUCUUUGUGGGGAUGCUUUUAAUUAUGAAUUCAUUUUUAUUAAUUGAUAUAAACCUCCGCAGAUAUUCUUUUUUCUUCUUAUGUCAGUUUUAAUAAUUUGUAUCUUUCAAGGAAUAUGUCUAUUUCAUCGAAGUCAAACUUACUGGCACAAAGUUGUUCAUAAUAUCCCCUCGUUAUCCUUUUAUCUAUUUCACUGAUUUCUGCUCUUUUUUAAUAUUUCUUCCCUUCUGUGUGCCUUUUGAUUGAUUUGCUCUUUUUUCUAGCUUCUGAAAGUGAAAGCUUAGGUCUUUGAUUUUGAAGUCCUGUUACUUUCUAAUAUAAACAUUUAAAGCUAUAAAGUUUCCUCUAAUCAUUGCUUUAGCUGUAUCCCAAAAUUGUUUAUGCUGUGGGUUUUUUUUUUUUUUUAUCAUUUAGCUCAAAACAUUUUCUAAUUUCCCUUAUGAUUUUUCCUUUCACCCAUGGAUUAUUUUAAUAUUUUUUUGUGAUUUUUUUCCAGAUUAAAAAAAUUGAUUUCUCAUUAGAUUCCAUUGUGUUCAUAGAACAUACUAGGUAUGAUUUCAGUCCUUUUAAAUUUAUUGAGACUUGUUUUAUGGGCUGUCUUGAGUGAUGAUUAUUGGGAAUGGACGAUGUGCACUUGAAAAGAAUGUGGAUUCUGCUUUCGUUGGGUGGAGUGUUGAAGCCCAUUUGGUUGAUAGUGUUUUUCAGGUCAUCUCUAUCCUUACUAAUUUUCUGUCUACGUGUUCUAUCAAUUAAUAAGAGAUGAGUGUUGACAACUCUUUAGGGGGUUUUGAGCAGAGGAGUGGCAUGAUCUAUGUUUUAAGAAGAAUCCCUUUGGCUGCUGUGUGGAGAAUAGAUGAGGAAUUGUUAGGUGCCGUUGAGUUGGUUCCGACUCAUAGCGACCCUAUGUACAACAGAACAAAACAUCGCCCAGUCCUGCAUU
Molecule: messenger RNA, 7315 nt
Organism: Trichechus manatus latirostris (Florida manatee)
Lineage: Eukaryota; Metazoa; Chordata; Mammalia; Sirenia; Trichechidae
Gene: IKBKG
Product: inhibitor of nuclear factor kappa B kinase regulatory subunit gamma
Exons: 10
Coding region: 298-1563 (421 amino acids)
Biological process (GO): positive regulation of canonical NF-kappaB signal transduction
Cellular component (GO): IkappaB kinase complex; cytoplasm; nucleus
Molecular function (GO): K63-linked polyubiquitin modification-dependent protein binding
Source: RefSeq, a predicted model, not a curated record